Cryptomeria japonica (Japanese cedar) is the source of this 4138-nucleotide messenger RNA. RefSeq lists its product as uncharacterized. Gene Ontology annotation, molecular function: ATP binding; ATP hydrolysis activity. Bases 928 to 3648 code for a protein of 906 amino acids. NCBI's taxonomy places the organism in Eukaryota, Viridiplantae, Streptophyta, Pinopsida, Cupressales, Cupressaceae. The transcript is spliced from 21 exons. Gene Ontology annotation, cellular component: mitochondrial outer membrane. The record is from RefSeq and is a predicted model, not a curated record.
AGUCACAUAACAAUUGUGGAAAAUAAAAAGGCUAGCCAGAGUUCUCGCUUCUAGUUAAGCUGAAAGAGAGAUUAUUUUGUCCUUUCGAAGCUUAUGUUCUGUUUUUUUUGAGGCUUCAGCAUUCGAAUCCAUCAAAUUGAAACGUGAAAUUACAGAGAUUGCUGAGUCGUUUGGGGUUGGAAGAUUUAGUUCCUUGCACUCUGAGAAGUCUGAAAACCAAAAUUUUAGAAAAAGUUUGGUUUAAUUUUGAAGUUUCAGGGCUCCUAGACGCAAAGCUGAGAUUUCAGUUUGUUCUUGGUCAAUAGAAUUUUAUGUUUUAGGCUUCCAAAUCGUAAGGUGGAGGUUCUUAAAACAGAAGUUGUUUUGUUGUAGAGAUUAUUUUAUGCUUCGGCCCCUGAAGCCACAAAGUUUAAAGUGUCAGAAAUUUGUCUGAUUCCGAAACAGCAAGAUUUUUAAGUUAUUAAGGCGAAAUUUCAGAAAUUCUUUUGUUUUAAUAGAAAUUGAUGUCUGAGGUCUUUUCAAGCUGAGAUUUCGUAAACUAUUUUGUUUCAAUAGAAUUUGCAGCACUUGUCGGAUUCGUAAAGGUGAAAAUUCCAAAACUUGAAGUGUUGAGGUUGAGAUUUGAGAAAGGAUUUUGUUCCACAGAUUUUGAAACGUCAGCCAUCGGAGCCGUAAAGCUGAAAUUUCAAACAUUAUUUUGUGCUUUAGACUUUGAAGUUGCGGACUUGAAAGUCGUAAAGCUGAAACUGCACGAAAUCAUUUUGCUCUAUAGAGACUGGGAUCCUGGAAAGUGGAAUUUCACAAGUGAUAUUGUUGGGAGGAAUUUUGAAGUCGUGACUUCAAAUCCUGCUAAGCGAAAUAAUAUAAACAGAUAAAUUGAAUUUUUGAGGUCAUUGGUUCGAAUCUCUGUUGGAUCUGCAUAACAUAAUGGAGCAGAAAAAUGUUUUGAUGUCAGCCUUGAGCGUGGGGCUCGGAGUCGGCCUGGGACUAGGCCUGGCUACCGGACGUUCGCAAACUUUCCAGAAAUUGACAACGCUUGGAAGUUCCGUCAAUUACCAAAAACUCAUGGAGCUCGAGCUUACGAAUCAGGUUGUUGACGGGAAAUCCUGCAACGUUACGUUCGAGGAAUUUCCAUAUUAUCUGAGUGAGCAGACCAAGGCACUGUUAACGAGCGCAGCGUUCGUUUAUUUAAAACAGGAGCAAUUUUCCAAAUAUACACGGAAUCUGUCACCCGCAAGCCGCGCAAUUUUGCUUUCUGGACCUGCAGAGCCCUACCCUCAAACACUUGCCAAGGGAUUAUCACAUUACUUUGCAGCAAAAUUACUUUUGUUUGAUGCCACUGACUUCUGCUUGAAGUUGCAAAGGAAACAUGGUGGAGGCGCAGAUUCUGAAUCAAAGUCCUUUUCUGAGACUGCAUUGGACUGCAUGAAUAGUUUUCUUGAGAAUUUUUCCAUUCUACCAGGGCGUGCAGAACCAAACAAUUGCAAAGCAGGCAAUCUUCGGCGACAAAAUAGCAGGAUGGAGUCAAAAGCAAGGGAUUCUGAAGGCACAAGUAGCCUUCAGAACAGUAAGAGUGCCUCGGCAACAGAAUCUGAUUUGUCAAGACUUGGAUCAUCAAUGAUCCCUACAAAUCAAACUUCCUUGAAGCGAGCAAAUUCUUGGGCUUUUGAUGACAAACUACUUGUGCAAUCUCUUUACAAGGUUUUGGUUUCUGUCUCAAGGACGAGCCCUGUGAUUCUGUAUUUGCGGGAUGUAGAGAAACUCAUGUUCAGAGGACCAAAGACCUAUUUAUUGUUUCGUAAAAUGAUAAAGCAGCUUUCUGGACCAAUCCUGAUUCUAGGUUCUAGAGUUCUGGAUUUGGAUGAACAAAUCUGUGAAGAAAACGGGGAGAAAAUGUCACUGCUGUUCCCAUACAAAAUUGAUAUAAAGCCCCCUGAAGACAAUACCCAACCUGAAAGCUGGAAGAGCAAACUUGAAGAAGACAUGAAAGCAAUCCAGUUCCAGGACAACAGGAACCAUGUAUCAGAGGUUCUUGCAGCAAAUGACGUUGAAUGCGAUGAUCUAGGUAGCAUUUGUUUUGGUGACACAGUGCUUCUCAGUAAUUACAUUGAGGAAAUUGUGAUCUCUGCCAUUUCCCAUCACCUCAUGAAUACAGAGGAGCCUAAUUACCGUGGUGGAAGGCUUAUUAUUUCAUCCCAAAGUUUGGCACAUGGUCUAAACAUAUUCCGAGCAGGAGAAUUAGGUGGUAAAGACACUUUGCAAAUGGAGUCCAAUGGAGAAACCCCACAGGUUGAAGCAAAAAUGGAACCUUCUACCGAAGAUAAGUCUGAAGGAGAGAAAUCAGAUUCUGCUUCUAAAGGGGAUGCAUCUAAGAAAGAAGCGGAUAACACCAAAGAUGGGAACCCUCCUGCAGCUACACCAAAACCAGAGGUGGCCCCAGACAAUGAUUUUGAAAAGAAACUCAGGCCAGAAGUCAUUCCCGCAGGCAAAAUUGGUGUUACAUUUGAUGAUAUUGGUUCACUGGAAAAUGUUAAGGAAUCAUUGCAAGAACUUGUAAUGCUUCCUCUACGACGUCCAGACUUGUUUAAAGGGGGGCUUCUGAAGCCAUGCAGAGGCAUUCUACUUUUUGGACCACCUGGGACUGGGAAAACAAUGUUGGCAAAGGCCCUUGCCACUGAAGCCAAUGCUAGUUUCAUUAAUGUCUCAAUGUCUACCAUAACUUCAAAGUGGUUUGGAGAAGAUGAGAAGAAUGUAAGGGCAUUGUUUUCAUUGGCUGCCAAAGUUGCUCCUACUGUUAUCUUCAUUGAUGAGGUUGAUAGCAUGUUAGGCCAGAGGUCUAGAUUUGGUGAACAUGAGGCAAUGAGAAAGAUAAAGAAUGAGUUUAUGGCUCACUGGGAUGGUUUGCUAUCAAAGUCCACAGAGCGUGUUCUUGUUUUGGCUGCAACCAAUAGGCCCUUUGAUUUGGAUGAAGCUAUAAUCAGACGAUUUGAGCGAAGAAUCAUGGUAGGACUCCCAAAUGCUGAGAAUAGAGAAAAGAUUCUUAAAACACUGCUGGCAAAAGAGAAUAUCGAGGAAGGAUUUGAUUUCAAGGAGCUUGCAAUAAUGACUGAGGGCUAUACUGGAAGUGAUCUCAAGAACAUAUGCACAACUGCAGCUUACCGCCCGGUUCGAGAGCUACUAAAGAAAGAAAUAGAAAAAGAAAAGGCUAAGAAGGAAAAUAUGGAGAAAAAGGAAGGGGAAGAAGGAGAAUCAAGUUCCUCUGAACAGCCUAGCAAGGAUGGUGAAGCAACAAAGUCUUCUAAGAAGCCUGGCAAGGAUGGCGAAGAAACAAAAUCCACUGAAAAGCCUAGCAAGGAUGAGGAAGAAACAAAGUCCUCUGAGCAGCCUAGCAAGGAUGGGCAAGAAACCAGUUCCUCUGAGCAGCCUAGCAAGGAAGGGGAGGAGACGAAGGAUGAGAAAAAGGAUGAAACCGAGGAACCUGCCAUUAAACUUAGACCUUUAACAAUGGAGGACCUGAGGGAAGCGAAGAAACAGAUCUCCCCAAGUUUUUCAUCUGAAGGUGCUGGAAUGAACGAACUGAAGGAAUGGAAUGAAUUGUAUGGAGAAGGUGGAAGCAGGAAAAGGCAGUCCCCAACAUACUUUUUGUGAAGCACUUGGACUGAUUGUAUUUUUGAAACAAAAAUCAAAUUGAUCAAUCAAUCAAGUGCUGAACUGGGCUUUGUUGUGCUUAACCAGUUACUGAAUCCAAGAGCACGUUGCAGAUGUCUGUGCUGAAACUCUCUUAGACCCCUGUAAAUAGGUUUUGAAAUCAAAGUGAUUUCUAUACAGUACUUUCUUUGACUCUUCUGGUGGUCCAAAGGGAACAGCAUCAGUCUUUCCAGGACUAGUCAUUUUAAUUAUUUUCUAUGAACUAAUUCUCUUCCUUUUCCAACCAUAAUCACAGGUGUGAUGGGUUGUUAUUUGUGUGAUUGUUUCACGUAGUCUUCAUUGCCAGUGACCUUGGCUAGUGAUUAAUCCAAUCAUAUAAAGUAGUUUAUUUUCCUCCUCUCGGAUGAGGUCGACUUUAGUGUUUGAAUUAUGUUAUUUUCAGAACAUAUUUUAAUAAUAUAUAUUUCUCCUCAGCUAUUCAGGAACUUUA